AUGGAGUUGAUCGACUUAAAUUGUGUUGGAGGUAAAUUCACGUGGUUUAAAGAUAAUGGUAAAGCUCUUAGUAGAAUAGAUAGAUUUCUUCUAUCUAAAAAGUUUAUUGAGGAGUGGGAGGUUUGUGAACAAAGGAUUGAUAAAAGAGACUUUUCGGACCAUUCUCCUAUUCGGUUAGGUUUCAAGGAAUUUGUGGAGGUGGAAUGGAAGAAGUUGAUUGUAAUGGGAAGGGGCGAUUUUGUGCUUUAUGAGAAAUUGAAGAGCUUUAAAGAGAAACUUAAAGGGUGGAACAAGGAGGUUUUUGGGUGGGUUGACCUUAAGAUGGAGGAGGCAAGGGAUAGUAUCAACAUGUUGGAUAUGGUGAUAGAGGAUAAUAUGGGUGGUAACAAUGAAGUAGUGGUUCAAGCUAGAAGAAAUUCGUCGGUUGAUCUUUGGAACAGUAUGCAUUUAGAAGAAUGUAUGCUUAGACUUAAGUCGCGUAAUCUUUGGUUGAAGGAGGGGGAUAGGAACACUAAUUUUUUUCAUAAUUCUUUUAAAGAGAGACAAAGACGUAAUUCAAUUACUUCUUUGGAAGGAGAGGAGGGUAGAGUCGAAGGAGUUGCUAAUAUCAAAGAGGAGAUUCGUGGUUAUUUUCAAAAAUUCUUUAAAGAAGAAGACUUUGCUAGACCGGUUCCGGAAGGCCUUUGUUUUAAGAGGUUGGAGGAAAGUUAA
This is a messenger RNA of Vicia villosa (hairy vetch), 711 nucleotides long. RefSeq lists its product as uncharacterized. The transcript is spliced from 2 exons. Bases 1 to 711 code for a protein of 236 amino acids. NCBI's taxonomy places the organism in Eukaryota, Viridiplantae, Streptophyta, Magnoliopsida, Fabales, Fabaceae. The record is from RefSeq and is a predicted model, not a curated record.